CUCAGGGUAUUUAAAAAGAGGCCCAGAAAGCCGUGCCUGAAGAGACACAGGCCAAAACGACACAAAAAAUGGACGAUAAAACAAAUUCAGUUCCAAAAGGUAAAAUAAAUGAUGAGAAAAAUGACAAAGAGUUUGAAGAGGCCUCAGCGGUGGUCGCGAAGCACGUCAAGCUGCUGCGGGAGUAUAACCAGAUCAAGGACGUGGGGCAGCAGCUGAUGGGUAUGGUUGCCGAGAAGAGGGGUGUCACUGUGGGAAGUCUGUAUGAGACUGGGGAGUUUGGCGUUGGGCCGAAGGAUUGAGCUGGGGAUGGGAUGGACUGGGCUGGGAGGUGUUUUGCUCUUGUGGUGUUGGGGCGGAUCUGGGAGACUGGGAUGAGGGAGACCUGAAGUCGAGCUCGAGUCUGCUUGAUUGAUGCAAUGCAAUGAGAUUGACAGGGGGAAUUCGAGAACUUCUGAUGAAAGCAGCUGAACGUCCUUGUCUAUAUUCCCAAAAUCAGAGUCCGAGAUACCCCAACCGGCAGGUUCGCUGCUAGUAGCUAGAUGACCUGUCAUCCUUUCAACUUUGACACCCCGCCAUCAUUGACGAACGCAGCCUCGCCGGAUAUUAGUGAGCUGUGUGUGUCUAGGUGACUCCGAUCUUUUCAUUAGCCCUUAUAAAACUGAGAAACG
Messenger RNA from Colletotrichum phormii, 668 nucleotides. Its product is annotated as Swi5-domain-containing protein. Gene Ontology annotation, biological process: meiotic DNA recombinase assembly involved in reciprocal meiotic recombination; meiotic joint molecule formation; double-strand break repair via homologous recombination. The transcript has 2 exons. NCBI's taxonomy places the organism in Eukaryota, Fungi, Ascomycota, Sordariomycetes, Glomerellales, Glomerellaceae. Gene Ontology annotation, cellular component: Swi5-Swi2 complex; Swi5-Sfr1 complex. The coding region runs from base 69 to 299 and encodes 76 amino acids. The record is from RefSeq and is a predicted model, not a curated record.